Messenger RNA from Pyrenophora tritici-repentis Pt-1C-BFP, 2301 nucleotides. The record is from RefSeq and is a predicted model, not a curated record. NCBI's taxonomy places the organism in Eukaryota, Fungi, Ascomycota, Dothideomycetes, Pleosporales, Pleosporaceae.
AUGCGACAGCACCAAUCCCGAGUCGCGCUCAAGACACGAUACAGCACUGAAAUGGUUGCGCCUGGAAUUACUGGUCGCACACGGCCUACCAAGGUCAAGAAGCGUGAAAACCUGCAAAAGAGGAAGCGUGACGAUGUCGAUGUCGAAAAGCUGGAACAAGCCGUCCAGGCACUGGAUACCAAACAUGGCUCCUACAAAGACUUCACCGACCUACCGCUAUCUGAUCCGACCAAGCAAGGCCUCAAGUCGUCGCAUUUCGCCGUCAUGACCGACGUCCAGGCAAAAUCCAUACCGCUAGCUCUCCAAGGGCACGACAUUCUCGGUGCAGCCAAGACUGGAAGUGGAAAGACUCUCUCUUUCAUCAUACCUGUGCUGGAAAACCUGUAUCGGCUACAGCAUAUCGGGCCAGACGCCGGCUUGGGCGCGCUGAUUCUGUCCCCAACACGAGAACUCGCAAUUCAAAUCUUCGACGUACUACGUAAGAUUGGACGGCAUGGGCAUAUGUUUGCGGCUGGGUUGUUGAUAGGCGGCAAGAGUUUGAAAGACGAGAGAGAGGCUUUGACAAAGAUGAAUAUUCUGGUAGCAACACCGGGCAGGAUGCUGCAGCAUCUGUCGCAAACAGCAGCCUUUAGUGUCGAUGACCUGAAAAUCCUGGUGCUGGACGAGGCAGAUCGCAUUCUAGACAUGGGCUUCCAACGGGAUGUGGACGCCAUCGUUGAAUAUCUUCCCAAAGAGAGGCAGACGUUGCUCUUCUCGGCCACACAAUCCAAGAAGGUCUCCGAUCUCGCACGAUUGAGCCUCCAAGAGCCCGAAUAUGUAUCAGUACACGCCGAAGAUAAAAGUGCAACGCCCAAAGGUCUCACUCAGAACUACAUCAUCUGCCCGCUGGAAGAGAAGCUGGACACAUUGUGGAGUUUUAUACAGGCGAGCAAGAAGUCCAAGAUUCUCUGCUUCUUUUCGUCUGCUAAAACGGUCCGAUUCGUCUACGAAUCCUUCCGUCACAUGCAGCCCGGUAUACCACUACUGCACAUCCACGGUCGCCAGAAACAAGGCGCUCGACUCGACACCACGGCCAAGUUUUCGGCAGCCAAGCACUCGUGUCUUUUGGCAACGGAUGUUUCAGCUCGAAAUCUAGAUUUUGCCGCGGCAGACUUUAUGAUACAAGUCGCCGACCCGGAUGAUCGGAUACCAAUGAUUCCGGCCCUGAAGUAUCUUGGACAGAAGGCGUUCAUGACACACGUCAAGUCGAUCUAUUUGCAAAAGGAUAAAGAAGUCUUCAAACUGAAAGAGUACAAUCUAGAAGCCUACGCUGCUAGCUUAGGUCUUCCGGGAACACCUAGAAUCAAGUUCUUGAAAGACGACAACAGCAAGCAGAGGAAACAAGCAUCACGACAAACUAUCGAGGUUUCAGACUCGUCAGAUGACGAAGAGAUUCCCAAGGCAGAUAAACCUGUGCGAACCAAGUACGAUCGCAUGUUCGAGCGGAAGAAUCAGGAUGUUCUGGCAGAGCACUACCAGAAGCUUGUCAGGAGUGGAGAUGAAGGGGCUCCGACGGACGACUUCAGCGGCUCUGGGGCGAACAAUGCAGCCGAUGACGACUUCAUGGCCGUCAAGCGAAGAAUACCGGCUGACGAUGAAGAUGAGGACCUCGGUGAUGGCCAAGGCCUACAAGUUCCCCCAGGAGGUCGUAUUGUCCAUAUUGCGGGAGCCUCCCAACCGUUGGUCAUUGACAGCAAUCGGCGCGAGAAACUGCUACAAUCCAAGAAGAAGCUUACAAAACUCAUGGACAAGGGCAAAAAGCUUAUCUACGACGACGAAGGAAAUCCUCACGAGGUUUACAAACUUGAAGACGAAGAGCAAUUCCGUGCCAAGGGUCUGCCCGAAGACCAGCGACAGAAGUUCAUUGAAGCAGCACGAGAGGUUGUGGAGACUGCUGAUGUCGAAGAUAAAGCAACAGCAAGAGCCAAGAGGAAGGAGAAACUGCGCAAGCGCAAAGAAAGGGAGAGGAAUGAAUUGGCAGGAGGCGAUGGUAACGAUGCUGGUGUGGAACUGUCAGACCCUGGCGAGGAUCUCCUGGCAAACUUUAGGGCGGAUGCGGAAUAUAGUGAUGAUGAUGGUGAGGAUGAGGAUGUGGAGGGAGAACAAGAAGAGAAGCCCAAGAAAGCCAAAAAGUGGUUCGAGUCUGAUUCAGAGGAUGAGGAGAAGACGAAAAAGAGGAAGAAGGCAAAGGCCACACACAGGGUGGAGGAGCCGGAGACGCUAGAGGACAUGGAGGCUCUUGCUGCUGGUUUGCUGGGCUAA